AUGUCUGGCCCUCUCACGGUUCUCGUGUCCUCGCGGGCCAUUCUCGCGGGCCCCGACGGGUCGCUCGCCGAGUCACCCGCGACCAUUACCAUGUCCCCCGCCACGGGCAAGAUUGUCGCGGUCGAGCGCGCUGUCCGGCCGCGCGCCGACUUUCCCAGCGACACCACCUACGUGGACCACUCGCCCAAGGUGCUCCUCCCGGGCCUGGUGGACGCGCACGUCCACCUCAAUGAGCCGGGACGCACCGAGUGGGAGGGCUUCUGGACGGGCACGUGCGCCGCGGCGAGCGGCGGCGUCACGACCGUCAUUGACAUGCCGCUCAAUGCGAUCCCGCCGACGACGACGAUGCACGGGUUCCGGGAGAAGCUCGCGGCGAGCCGGGGGCAGUGCUGGGUCGACGUUGGAUUCUACGGCGGCGUCAUUCCUGGUAAUGCGGAUGAGCUGAAGCCGCUCGUGGAGGCGGGUGUCCGCGGCUUCAAGGGCUUCCUGAUUGAAUCUGGUGUGGAUGAGUUUCCAGCCGUGACGGGCAAAGAUGUCGCUCUCGCCAUGGAGACGCUCAAAGACUCUCCCACGACGCUCAUGUUCCACGCCGAGAUGGUACCGCACGAAGGCGCGCCGAGCAUCGACGCCAACAGCGCCGAUGCCACCGCCUACCAGUCCUUUCUCGACUCGCGGCCGCCAUCCUUUGAGACGUGUGCCGUCGAGGAGAUCCUCUCGCUCGCGCACCUCGCACCGCAGCUGGCCCUCCACAUUGUGCACCUCUCCGCCGUGCAGGUGAUUCCGCUGCUCAAGGCGGCGCGCGCGCGCGGCGUGCGUAUCACGGCCGAGACGUGCUUCCACUACCUAGGCCUUGCGUCCGAGGAGAUUGACAACGGCGACACGCGGCACAAGUGCUGCCCGCCGAUCCGCGACGGCCGCAACCGCGACGGCCUGUGGGCGGAGCUCGUCGCGCCCGACUCGUGCCUCGCGACCGUCGUGUCGGACCACUCGCCGUGCACGCCUGCGCUGAAGCUGCUGCCCGCGCACCUGCAAAAGCAAGAGGCCGCCGCCGCCGCCGAGGUAUCGGAGCAGAAGAACAAGGGUGACUUCUUUGCGGCCUGGGGCGGCAUCUCGUCCGUUGGCCUCGGCUUGCCCAUCCUUCACUCAUCCGCCAAGGCCCGCGCGGCGGCCUCGUCGGCGGCGCCGGUGCCCAGCCUGGUCGACAUGGUGCGCCUCUGCUGCCAGGCGACGGCCGAGCAGGUCGGACUCGCGCACCGCAAGGGUGCGCUCCGGGCGGGCCUCGACGCCGAUGUGUGCGUCUUUGACGACGAGGAGACGUGGACCUUUUCGCAUGGAGACAUGCGCUGGAAGAACCGCUGCUCGCCGUGGGAGGGCCACGAAUUUACGGGACGCGUCCGGGAGACGUGGCUGCGUGGCACCAAGAUCUUCGAGCACGGCGCGGGCGACGGCGGGUUGGUCACGGAGAAGCCGGUUGGUGAAACCAUUACGGAGAAGAGAACGUAG
Molecule: messenger RNA, 1503 nt
Organism: Cordyceps militaris CM01
Lineage: Eukaryota; Fungi; Ascomycota; Sordariomycetes; Hypocreales; Cordycipitaceae
Product: allantoinase
Exons: 2
Coding region: 1-1503 (500 amino acids)
Biological process (GO): allantoin catabolic process; purine nucleobase catabolic process
Cellular component (GO): cytoplasm
Molecular function (GO): allantoinase activity; zinc ion binding; cobalt ion binding
Source: RefSeq, a predicted model, not a curated record